Molecule: messenger RNA, 1248 nt
Organism: Schistosoma turkestanicum
Lineage: Eukaryota; Metazoa; Platyhelminthes; Trematoda; Strigeidida; Schistosomatidae
Source: the annotation of a GenBank genome assembly
GAAAUUGAAUGUAGUUCAUUAGAUGUGUUUGAAACAACAUUUACCUACUGGCGGACUGACUUGCUCAACGCAUGGCUCCUGUUUCCGUGAAAGACGUGGAUGGACACGUAUAUGUUAAAGCACUGGCACAGUUUUUGAAGAAGACUGGGAAAGUAAAGUUACCUGAAUGGACUGAUGUUGUUAAACUGUCAGCAGCUAACCAGUUAGCACCUUAUAACCCUGACUGGUUUUAUGUCCGAUGUGCUGCCAUUCUCAGGCAUUUGUACAUCCGACCAACUGGAUUGUCUGGCUUGAGCAAAGCAUUCUCCAGAAAGAAGCGCAACGGUGUAAAACCAUCUCAUCGUUCCCUUGCCCAUUGCUCGGUCAUAAGGAAAGCCAUUCAACAAAUGGAAGCCCUGGGACUAUGCCAGAAGCGUGAUAAUGGAAAAAUGUAGGAAUGCGUUGCUACUAGCCAAUCAUACCUGUAAGUAGUCUUAAGAUAACCACGUACUGAACAAUCGACGUCAUCAACUAGAUACAUCGUUUUUUUCAGCGUCAUCAUAGUGUUGACUGAUUAGAAAAUAUAUGAGCUAACCGGUCUGUGCAUCAAAUGACAAUCUCGCUUGUUCAAAUGCCAUCUCUCGAAACACGAAAUAUGCUGUGAUGAACAUCCUUGUGGUCUUUCAAAUACUAAUACCUGAUAGUUCCAGUCAUUUCAUAACCAUCUAUUCAUUAUUCAUUUCUCUCAGAUCCACUCAUCACUGUUUAUUACGUAUUUAGGUAAUAAGCACAAUUUGAUAACUAGGUUUAACGAACGCUAGUUAUUGACAUGAUUUUCGCCGACUAGUCGCCGGAUAUAUACUUAAAUCUCCUCACUAAACUAGCUUUAAGAGUCAGUGUGUCAGUCCAUUUUCUCAGUAUUCAUGAACACCUUAUUUUUAUUGUAAUGAUGUAGCUAAAACCGACAUUUUCCGAUCAUUUUACUUUCAGAGGAAGAUCUCUUACGUCGGCUGGAAGACGUGAUUUGGACAGAUUAGCCUACCAAAUUUUGAGGGAACGUCAUUAAAUUUUUAAAUACAGGAUUCUUGUGUCAACUUGUUUUGCUGAAUAAUUAUGUGCUUAGGACUGUUUGUAUAUUAGCUAAGGGAAUAUCUCAGUUGUACAUACAACCCGAAAUUGAUGUGCCCUACUUAACAUCAGUCACUGAAAUCUUGUGAAGUUUGCUGUGCUUAUAAAUUUCUUGCAAACAUUCGAUCUCCGUUUCCUGCA